AUGAACUCCAACACCCACAUUUUAUAUUCCUUAAUUCUCCUAUCUCUUUCCUUCGAUCCUGUCCUCGUUGUCGCGAAAAACUCUGAAUUGAAUUCCCAACACUCAUAUGUCCUGUCCUGCGGCGGAUCCAUAGAAAGCACCGAUACGAAUGGCCGGGAAUGGGCACCCGAUUCGAAGCUCGUACCGCCUUCCGGUGAUUCGAUACCCGCCACGGCCUUACACCAAGACCCUUCUCUGCCUUCCCAAGUCCCUUACAUGACUGCAAGAAUUUUCACCUCUGAAUCCGCAUACAACUUCUCUGCUCUCCCCAACAAACGCCUCUGGAUCAGGCUUCAUUUCUACCCUUCUUCCUACGGCAACCUCGACCCCACCGAUGCCUACUUCUCGGUUACCGCCAACGGCCUAUCCCUUCUCAACAACUUCAGCGUCUCCAUCGCAGCCGAAGCCCACACGCAGGCAUACAUGAUCAAAGAAUACUCUGUUUCCCCUGUUUCGAAUGGUGAACUCUGUAUCAAAUUCAACCCUGUUUCACAUCGCAAUGGCUCGUAUGCUUUCGUCAACGGCAUUGAGGUAAUCCCGAUGCCGGAUAUCUUUGAUCCGGAGAAUUUAGUCGAUGGUGUUGAUAUUCGAAGCUCUUCAGUUCAGACCAUGUUUAGGCUCAAUGUUGGUGGACAGUACAUUCCAACGACCAGUGACUCUGGCUUGAGCAGAACAUGGUAUGACGAUUCGCCAUAUUUGUUCGGAGCAGGCUUCGGAGUGAGUUUGGAAGCCGGAAAGAAUCUAACCGUUGAUUUUCCUCCCAAUGUGCCGGAGUAUAUUGCUCCGCGGAGUGUGUACAGAACGGCUAGAACAAUGGGAAAGGGCUCAAGCAUCAACCGGAAAUAUAACCUCACUUGGGUUUUCAAGGUUGAUGCUAACUUCACAUACAUUGUUAGGCUCCAUUUCUGUGAGCUUCAAUUCAGCAAGGUCAAUGAGAGAGUGUUUGACAUUUUUCUCAACAAUAGAACAGCUCAACAAUCUGCGGAUGUGAUCGCAUGGGCGGGGUCAGCAGGAGUGCCGAUGUACAAGGAUUUCGCCACUUAUGUAGGCGAUGUCAAUGGUGAUGAUGAGUUAUGGGUGGCGAUGCACCCAUCUACCUUGACAAAACCUGAAUAUUUCGAUGCAAUCCUCAAUGGAUUGGAGAUUUUCAAGGUGAAUGACACAAGAGGGAACUUGGCAGGCCUUAAUCCUGUGCCAUCAAAGAUGCGCCUCAACGAUGAGGCAGAGGCAGAGGAGGCUGCAGCCAUGCCUUCUUCGCUAUCUGGGCUUGGUUAUGAUGCUGUUCGAGGGAUUGCAGGUGGUGUGGCGGGUUUUGUUGUGGUGGCGGGUGUGUGCAUUGUUGUUCUUUACCAAAACAAGAGGAAAGAAAAGGGCAAUGUAGACGUUUUUGGGCCUGCGAAUUGGUUGCCAACCUAUGGCAGCUCCUGCACAUCAACUGUGUCUGGUAGAAGCACUAGUAGAGACAGCAGCCACCUCUCGAAUAUCGCGAGUCUUUGCAGGCAUUUUUCGCUCCCCGAGAUUAGGCAUGGCUGCAACAACUUUGAUGAGUCACAGGUUGUUGGGGUUGGAGGAUUUGGCAAGGUCUAUAGAGGGACUAUUGAUGGAGUUAUCAGAGUUGCUAUAAAGAGAUCAAACCCUUCUUCAGAACAGGGUGUUCAUGAAUUCCAAACCGAAAUCGAGUUGCUUUCUAAGCUUAGGCACAAGCAUUUAGUCUCCUUAAUUGGGUGUUGUGUGGAAGGUGGUGAAAUGAUACUUGUCUAUGAUUACAUGGCUAAUGGAACACUAAGAGAACACCUUUACAAGAGCACAAAACCUCCAUUGUCAUGGCAAAAAAGAUUGGAAAUAUGCAUUGGAGCUGCAAGAGGAUUGCACUAUCUUCACACUGGUGUGAACUACACCAUAAUUCAUAGAGAUGUGAAGACCACAAACAUUUUGUUGGAUGAGAAUUGGGAAGCAAAGGUUUCCGAUUUCGGGCUAUCAAAACAAGGUCCUAGUGGUCUUAAUCAAGGUCAUGUUAGUACAUUGGUGAAAGGCAGCUUUGGUUACUUGGACCCUGAAUAUUUUCGCAGGCAAAAGUUGACCGAAAAAUCGGAUGUUUACUCUUUUGGGGUUGUUCUAUUUGAGGUGUUGUGUGCAAGGCCAGCUCUUGAAGCCACUUCGCCGAAGGAACAAGUGAAUCUUGCAGAUUGGGUUUUGUAUUGCCAAAAGAAGGGAAUUCUUGAGGAAAUUAUUGACCCCCAUCUUAAGGGGAUGAUUAGUCCCGAGUGUUUGAAGAAGUUCGCAGAGACAGCGGAGAAGUGUUUGUCUGAUCAUGGAGUUGAUCGUCCUUCAAUGGGUGAUGUCCUUUGGAACCUUGAGUAUGCACUUCAAUUGCAUGACAACCCUGAAGCAGCAAGAGUUUAUGAAGAAGAAAGGAAGGUGAAUAAUGACCCUUCUAUGCACUAUACCACAAUACGAAUUGAGGAGAUAAGAGAGGCUAGUGAGGAAACUGAUGUCUUAAACACCACUGCAGUUUUUUCACAGCUAGUGAAUCCAAGAGGAAGAUAA
This is a messenger RNA of Morus notabilis, 2586 nucleotides long. RefSeq names its product receptor-like protein kinase ANXUR1. Lineage: Eukaryota; Viridiplantae; Streptophyta; Magnoliopsida; Rosales; Moraceae. The transcript has a single exon. Gene Ontology annotation, cellular component: plasma membrane; plasmodesma. The record is from RefSeq and is a predicted model, not a curated record. Gene Ontology annotation, biological process: protein autophosphorylation. The coding region runs from base 1 to 2586 and encodes 861 amino acids. Gene Ontology annotation, molecular function: transmembrane receptor protein tyrosine kinase activity; ATP binding.